AUGAAGCUUUAUAAGUUCAAAUGGAGACAAGUUACAAGACAAGUUGAGUCGAAAAACGUUGUGUUUCAAGGUCAGUCUUCGAAUGUUCGGUCCGAAAAACGAUCUUUCGUGCUUAGUUUUCAUAAGAAACAUAAGGAGAAGGUUUUGGAUCCGUAUUUGCCUUUCGUGUUGAAAGAAUCAAAGCGUUUAAUGGAAGAGAAAAAGACAUUGAAGCUACAUACUUUGGCUGAAACAUGGCAACCGAUCAAACUCGAUCACCCUGCGAAUUUCGGAAUACUGGUAAUGAAUACGGAACUCAAAGCAACGAUAAUGGAAGACCUUGAGAGGUUUGUGAAGAGGAAAGAUUAUUACAGGAGAGUAGGGAAGGCAUGGAAACGAGGGUAUUUGUUGUAUGGCCCUCCUGGUACCGGUAAAUCGAGUUUGAUCGCCGCGAUGGCAAAUUAUCUCAACUUCGACAUUGACGACUUGGAACUCACUCAUAUUCAUAGAAACUCUGAUCUCCGAAGAGUACUGAUCGCAACUGGAAACCGAUCGAUACUCGUAGUCGAGGAUAUCGAUUGCGGCCUUGAGUUGCAUGAUCGGCAAACCGAACCACAACUCGGUGUUGCUGUCAAGCCGAACAGAACAAGCCAAGUGACACUAUCUGCAUUGCUGAAUUUUAUCGACGGACUUUGGUCAAGCUGUGGAGAACAGAGGAUCAUAGUGUUCACAACGAACCAUAAAGACCGAUUAGACCCGGCUCUGUUACGACCACGUCGGAUGGAUGUUCAUAUCCAUAUGUCGUACUGCAGCCCUAGUGGUUUCGACACAUUGGCAGUUAAUUACCUUGGGGUAAAUGAUCAUCACCCUCUUAUGUCCAUAACCAAAGAGCUGUUGGCUAAAACAUCAGUGACACCUGCAGAAAUUGGUGAGCAGUUACUUAUGAAUGAGGAUCCUGAAGCUGCAUUGAAAGGCCUAAUUGACUUCCUCCAGCAAAAGGUAAAGAAGAAGUUAAAGUUCGAAUCAGUGAUAAAUCGUAAAUAG
This is a messenger RNA of Gossypium arboreum, 1023 nucleotides long. RefSeq names its product protein HYPER-SENSITIVITY-RELATED 4-like. The coding region runs from base 1 to 1023 and encodes 340 amino acids. Lineage: Eukaryota; Viridiplantae; Streptophyta; Magnoliopsida; Malvales; Malvaceae. The transcript is spliced from 4 exons. Gene Ontology annotation, molecular function: ATP binding; ATP hydrolysis activity. The record is from RefSeq and is a predicted model, not a curated record.